Molecule: messenger RNA, 718 nt
Organism: Hordeum vulgare subsp. vulgare (domesticated barley)
Lineage: Eukaryota; Viridiplantae; Streptophyta; Magnoliopsida; Poales; Poaceae
Exons: 1
Coding region: 197-553 (118 amino acids)
Source: RefSeq, a predicted model, not a curated record
UCCGUCCCCCACGACGCGCGACGCAGCCACUUCACUUAACCUCUGCUCCGCGUACAUAACCACCACCCCGCUCGCCGCACGGCCGGCUCGCAACUCACAACGCAAGUUGCACGGCGGCUCGAAGUCGAUCGAUCCUCUGCACGGAGGCCAAGAAAAUCAAGAUCGAGCCGAGCGAUCUCGAACCCUCCCUCGACCGAUGCAUCCGCUCGUGGGGGCGCUGCUGGUGGGUGCCGGGGAGCGGUGGUGGUGGCCGUGCUGGGGCCCGGCGGCGCGCCACGCGGCGGCGUGGGCCGGCGCGCUGGCGCUGGCCGUGUCGGUGGCGUCGUUCGCGCCGGAGGCCGCGUUCGUGUGGGCGCUGGCCAGCGGCGGGUGCGCGGCUGGGUCGGUGCGCGUGCCGCUCGACGGCGGCGGGGACCACGUCUGCGUGCCGGCGAGGAUGGCAGAGCGGACCUGCGCCGACAUCAUUGUGCCGCCGGUGUUCGCGGCGCUCUCCGUCGGCGCCUCCGCGUGCUUCGUCCGGGCGAUCGCCGUCGGCCGCCGCCACGGCUACUAGUCGUCAAUGGAGUAGAGUCCCGUGUCCUUUCCCUCUGCCGCUUCUGAACACGUAUUAUGUCCCGGCUUCUUCGUUUUCUCCCAGUCAUAGAUGAUGUUCAUUGUUUUUGUACAUUGAUACUCGGUGGUUAAUCUGAAAUAUACUCACAAGAAACAUGUUCAGACA